This is a messenger RNA of Paralichthys olivaceus (Japanese flounder), 1015 nucleotides long. RefSeq names its product tetraspanin-8. The record is from RefSeq and is a predicted model, not a curated record. NCBI's taxonomy places the organism in Eukaryota, Metazoa, Chordata, Actinopteri, Pleuronectiformes, Paralichthyidae. Gene Ontology annotation, cellular component: plasma membrane.
CCUGCUUUCAACAAUGUGGCCCCUCACCCGCUAAGCAUGACCCCCGAUAAUGUGAAUGACUUAAAAGUUCCCACCCACUCGGUUCCCUUGUUAUAUUCAAGCCCCCGGUGGUCCAGUAGCUCAGACUCGACUGGAGAGGGAACCAUGGCGGUCAACAAGAUCAUCAAGUACUUGCUCUUCACGUUCAACUUUAUAUUUUUCGUGGGUGGAAUCACUAUUCUCAGUUUAUCCGUGCACGCCAGGAGCAACAAAGUCGACUACCCGAUCACAGACGACGUUCUCCCGGCCAUAAACCUCCUGGUGUUUGUUGGUGCCGUGACCAUGAUCCUGGGCUUCCUGGGCUGCUGUGGAGCCAUCCGAGAGGACCGCUGCCUGCUGACGCUCUUCUUCGUGGGCCUGCUCUCCGUGCUUCUCAUGAUGUUUGCCGUGGGUGUGUUGGGAGCCUUGUCGAGGACCGAGGCCGCCCAGGAGGUGGUGAAGGAGCACCUCAAGGAGCUGCUGCCGCUGAGCGCGGCGCCGGCUGACGUCCAGGAGUCGCUUCAGCAGCUGGAGAGGAGCGGCUCCUGCUGCGGAUUCUUUGUCGGACCCCUCGACUGGGGAAACUCCACGGUAGUGCCCAACUCCUGUAACUGCACGGACACCUCCAGGAAUUGCACUGUUGUGGACGGACGUGAGGUGUAUUCCACACCGUGCAUGAAGUACCUCAUGACGUGGUUGGACAGAGUGUCACACACCCUCAUCGGGGUUGCGUUUGGAUUUGGCAUCUUGAUGCUUCUGGGCAUGAUUUUCUCAUCAGUCGUAUGCGUUCAAGUUUGCGCUAAGAAGGGAGGAAGCAUCAUUUAGAAUACUUCUCACAAGUUCACAGAAGUGAAGGACGGACCAUCAUGCUCAUCGUGUUUUUUGUCUGAACUGAGCGUCACUGUACAUUUUAACCUCUUUAAGUUCUUACCCAUGUUUGCAUAUUGUGUAGAUUUUAACUUGACUAUAAAACUGGAAAUACAACAAUUUCAACGUA